AAGAAAGGGGUAUUUCCGUCAAUUUACAGCUAUUAUCCGCGAUUCCCCAAGAGACGCGUUGGAGUCACAUUAAUUUCUCAAAACAGAGGGUCCUUGGUUUCUUUCUCUUCUCGACCCUCCUCAUUGCUGCAGACAUCUCUCUCUCUCUCUCUCAGAGAUAUUCCGGCGAGUCUCCGAUGGUUUCGCUUCACCACCACCGCAGGAUCCAAAGCAAAAAAGAGAAAAAUCUCUUCGUUCCGUCUCCCGACGAUCUCGCCGUCAGAUUCCGGUGAAUCUCCGAUCAAUCUCCGUAAUUUAGUACCAGCGUCAGUCUCCAGAUUCGUUUUCUCCCAAAGUAUCAUCAUGCCGCGGAGCUCUCGACACAAGAAGCAGCACAAGCACAGCUCCAGGGAUUUCAAGGAGCGUUCGGAUUCCGAAGGAGAAGAGAUCUCGAAAGAGAGGAAGGUGAAGGAAGAUCCCGAAAUUAGGGUUUCGCGGGACUCGGAUUUGGCAGGGAAAAGGAAAUCGCCAUCACAACCUCGGCAUGGCAAGGAUCCGCCAUCCGGAGAUUAUGGCUCUUCGAAGCGGCGCAAGGAUAGGGCUGGUUCGCCUGUUGCGGCUGAUCGGUGGAACGGCGGUGGGAAUGAGCGAGACGAGGGUUCGUUCGGGGAGAAGGCGGGGGAAGGUGAGGGUUUGGGAGCGGAGUUGGAGAAAGUGCAGAAGUCGAAGGCGUCUGCUGAUUCCAAGAGCAGGUCUAGCAGCAGACGGCAUGAGAUUUCAAGUGAAAGGAAAGAGGAGGCUUUUGUAGCAGAGAGCGAUUCUAAGCGGAAGUCAGAGAAGGAUUCAAGCUGGAAAGAGGCUCAUCAAGGUAAGGAAGUGAAUGAACGUGGCAUUGAGAGGGAUAGGAAGGUUGAAGAUGCCAGACGGGAACGGUCGGUUGAUGUCACGACAGGGACAGCUGACGGGUCUAGUGAAGUGAAUAGGAAGCGAGAAAGAAAGAUGGAAGGUUUGGACGAAGAGCAGAAGGCGAAACAAGAGGUAGAAAUUACUGAAUGGCAAAUGCAAGAUGAGGUGCGCAAUCCUGAAUUGGAGAAAGAAUUGGAGAAGCGGAUUAGGAGGAGGAGAGAUGGCUCUGAUGAUAGGGAUAAAAAGCAAGAGGACAAUAGAGAUGGUGAUGAUACAAAAUUAUCUUCCAGGGAUGAUCGCAUAAAAAAUGGUAGAUAUAAAGAUGAAAGGCAUAAAGAUGCAAGAUACAGCGAACAUAGAGAUGAAAGGCAUAGAGAUGAGAGGCAUAAAGAUGGAAGAUACAGCGAAUAUAGAGAUGAAAGGCAUAAAGAUGGAAGAUACAGUGAAUAUAAAGAUGAAAGGCAUAAAGAUGGAAGAUACAGCGAUAAGUACCGUGAAGACCCUGACAAGGAUCAUAGAUACCGAGAUGAUAAACUCAGAGAGGAACACUCUUCUCGAGAUCGUACCAGCAAGAGGUCUGACAGUAAACAUUUCAGGGAUGAAAAUAAACCUUCAGAAAAUCGUCACAAGAAAACUAAGCCUCAGGAUAGUGAUCAUGAUGGUAGCCCAUAUGUUGAUGACCGAAGCAUCGGAAACAAAGAUAGCAGAGGAAGGAAAAGGUUGUCUGAUGAUAAUGAGGAUCAUCACAGUGAUCUUAAGUCCCAUAGUACCAAAGAACAUCGUAUUGAUGUUGAGAAAAAUGCACUGAGAAGUAGUAGAGUCGAUUCCCAUUCUGAGAGGGGAAGGUCUGAAUCGCAUUAUCGCCAUUCAGAUGUUGCCGAUUCUGCAAGCAACAGCCGACUUAAGAGUUCCCCCGGCUCCAAUGCUCCCAUUGUCAAAGAUCAAUCCCGCCAUGGCUCAAAGCAAGUGGACUCUACAUAUAGAGAUUCAUUGUCCAAAGAAAGGAUGCCUGAUACAGCUUCUACAAGAGAGCUUGCUAGUGUUAUCAGAGAACCCGAGAGAGUGUAUGAGCCGCACUCCAUGGAGAAGCCCAAACAAAAGGACGACAUCCACUUGGAUGAAUUACCAUUGAAAAAUGCUGCCACUUCCCAAUCAGAAAGGUCCCCAAACUUGGAUAAUGAGGCCUCACCCAUUCGGUUAAGGGAAAAGUCCCCUUCGUCAACAAGUGGCGACAGGCGACAUUCAGGCAGAAGUGUGAGGCGAAGUCUUGACGUGGAAGAAAUUGGACGGAAGAGCAGCGGUUCUAUGGAUGUGGAAGAAACUGGACGGAAGAGCAUCAGUUCCAAGGAUGGCAGGGAUAAUUCUGUCAGUGAUGAUAGAGGCCGGGAGUUGCAUUUGGACAAGCCAGCUAUAGAUGAGUUUUCUCCAGAACUGCUCAGCAACGAACCGCCAACACUUGGUUCAUCAUCUUUUAAUAGAACUGGUCAGCUCCAUAGCAAUUCAGCAAGUCUUCUUCCUCCACCUCCACCUUCAUCUUUUAGGCACGGGAUUGAGAGCCCUUCAGUAUUGGGCUCGUUGGAAGAUGACGCUAGAGGUCAGACAAGUGACCGCAAGGCCGGGAGUCGUUACAAAAGGACUGGGGAUCCCAAUAUGGGGAGAGCGCAGGGGAAUGCUUGGAAGGGUGUUGCAAACUGGCCUUCAUCAGUGACAAAUGGCUUCAUUCCAUUCCAACAUGGGCCACCUCCUGCAUUUCAUGCAAUGGUUCAGCAGUUUCCUACUGCACCUCUGUUUGGUGUCAGACCAUCCAUGGAAUUGAGUCAUGCAGGGGUUUCUUAUCACAUGCAUGAUACUGCUGGCCAUGCCCGUCCAUAUGGGUGGCGGAAUCCAGUGGACGAUCACUUGCAUGGAUGGGAUGGAACCAAUGGUGUCUUUGGAGACGAAUCUAAUAUCUAUGGUAGGCCAGACUGGGAUCAGAGUAGACACUUGAUGAGCAGUCGAGGGUGGGAGAUGAGUGCAGAUCCGUGGAAAGGACAAAAUGGAAGUAUAAAUAUGGAGUUCCAGGCACCCCAGAAGGAGCAGGAUAACUCGGCACGUAUCCUGGCAGAUGAAACUUGGAAUGGACAGUCAAGCCAACGAUCCCGGAGUGAAAGGAACCGACCAGAACAUCUCCCAGCCAUAAGCACUCCGAUCAAACAAUUUGAUGGUCUCGCUUCAGCAAAGGAUUCCAUUGAAGCUCCUCCAGAAUUUGUCCACAAAAAGACAACUGAAACUUCCAAAUUAUCAACCGAUAGUAGUGCGCCUUUUUAUCGUAUUUAUCUUUCUAAGCUUGAUAUCUCGGUAGAUCUUGCCCAUCCAGACUGCCUGAGAUUAUUGGAAAUGGAAGGAGAAACAACUGAUGAAAUCAAUUCUAAUGCAUUCCUGGAGGAGGACACAAAGGUAGGUGGAAAGAGCUUGGAUCACAGUCUGAGGGAUUCUCUUUUUCCUGCAAUAACAGAAACUGUUUUUCAGAGAUCCAUGGCGCUUUACAAGAAGCAGAUGGAAGAAAGGAAUGUGAAGAUCUGUACCUCAUCAUCUCUCGAGUCAAAUCUGGAGGAAGUUACCCCAGCUUCUGAUGAGGAGAAAGCAGAGUCGGCGGAGGAGAAAGCAGAGUCAGCGGAGGAGAAAACAGAGGCAGUGGAGGAUCACUCUUUGGUAGCUGGCCAUGCUUCACCUGCUAUCAGCUCACCUAUUGAUGAGGAACAGAGAAAUGGGACUAGCAAUUCUGACAGUGAUUUUUCUUUGGACGCUAACAAGCAACAGUCUGAUGCUGUUUCUGGUUCCAUUGUUUUGGCUGAUGAUGGGUCUCAGGGAUGUGAGGCUUUGAUGCCUGAGUCGGUUGAGUGUAGGGAAAAUUUAAGUCGGAUACAUAAUUCUCCUGAAAGUACACAUUGAGACGAUUUUAUAUUCCAUCCUUUUUAAAAUGCCGUUCUCAUUCAAAAUCA
Magnolia sinica is the source of this 3866-nucleotide messenger RNA. RefSeq lists its product as uncharacterized. Bases 343 to 3816 code for a protein of 1157 amino acids. NCBI's taxonomy places the organism in Eukaryota, Viridiplantae, Streptophyta, Magnoliopsida, Magnoliales, Magnoliaceae. The record is from RefSeq and is a predicted model, not a curated record. The transcript is spliced from 6 exons.